This is a messenger RNA of Dalotia coriaria, 1647 nucleotides long. RefSeq names its product translocation protein 1 (gene Trp1). The record is from RefSeq and is a predicted model, not a curated record. Gene Ontology annotation, biological process: post-translational protein targeting to membrane, translocation. Lineage: Eukaryota; Metazoa; Arthropoda; Insecta; Coleoptera; Staphylinidae. Gene Ontology annotation, cellular component: endoplasmic reticulum membrane; endoplasmic reticulum.
GCUUUGUACCGGCUGGAGAAGAAGUGGUAGAGAAGCCUGGUAAAGAUGAGUAUGCACUGGCGAAAUGGAUGCGCAAGAACGGCAAUCAAAAGACCAAGUUUAUGAAUCACAUAGUCGAAUACUUCACGGCCGCGAAAGCGAUCGAUGCCUUACUUGAGUCGAAGUUUGCCAGUGGUGACAAUGCGUUGUUCGCCAACCGGGAGGAGGUGGUCGACUACCUGCAGUUGAUGCUGGAACACAAAUUCUUCCACCGGGCGCGGAAGAUCCCCGUCUCGGAGGCAGAACUUAAAGGCAAAGAAAAGGAUAAGAAAGCCGUCAACAGCGAUACCGACGCUGAAAAGAAGGAGAAGGAAAAGGAUAAGAACACCGAUGCGGAGAGCAGCGUCGUCGAAGGUAAGCCGGACACGACGAAUAGUGAGAAAGUCCAGCGGAAACGCAAGAUUCGUCUCGAUAUGCACAAUGACCAAGUGUUCGUCGACGGGUUAGACGCGUACGUGUGGAUUUACGAUCCGAUUCCGUUUCACUACUGGAUUAUUGGCACGUUGCUGGUGCUGGGCGCCAUCGGCGUGUGCUUAUUCCCGUUGUGGCCGCCGUCCGUGCGCCUUGGAGUUUAUUAUCUCUCGGUAGCAGCUGCCGGCUUUCGUUUUAUCAUACUAUUGGUGAUUGUGCGUCUGAUUGUUUUCUGUCUGGUGUGGAUGUUAACCGCCGGGAAGCAUCAUAUAUGGAUAUUACCGAACCUCACCGAGGAUGUUGGGUUCUUUGCUUCUUUCUAUCCGCUUUACAAGUAUGAAUAUAAGGGCAGCGAAUCAACUGCCAAGAAAAAGAAGAAAAACAAAGACUCGGACGCCGAGAAUGAGAACGACGAUGACCCGGAAUGCAAGACAGACGACACCGAGCCGCUGCUGAGUAAGCACGAAGGUGGCGACACGCCGCCCACGCCGGAUACCAACCAACCGUCGGAGAGCGAAUCGGAGUCGAGCCAGCGCUCCAGCACCGGCAAGGACUUCGAAAUGGUUGACAAGGACGAAGACUUCGAUGACAACGCGGAGUCGUAACUUCACUUUACUGAACUUCCGCGUUCAAUAAUGGGUAAUCUAUAAUUUAAAUAAUUCAAUUCUAUUCUUAGGUAAAUGAUGCAAUGUGAGAUUCAAAUGACGUGAGACCUUAAUUUACAUGCUAUUUUCUGGAUUGAUUUACAACUAUCGUAGACAGAGUAAUAUAUAUAGAUAUAUAUGAUGAUAUUAAUUAAGCAAAACAAUUUCGGAUGGCGAACACAUGUAACUUGCUUUAUAUCUGUUGUGAAAUCUUUAUCUUCACACAUUUAAGUUAAUAUACUGUGUAGAGAUUGUAUGAAAAAAUGAUACUGUUAAUUCGGAAUUAUGUAGAAACUUUCAAACUCGCGUGCUCACAGUUAAGUAAGUGCAUGUGUAGGAUGCUAAUCCGCUUUGCGACAACUAUGCAACCGACAGAUAUUGGUUCUUAUGUCUGGUGCUAAUGAUAAAGCAUUUUUUAUUAUUAUUUAUGAACGCAUUGUUUUAUCUUGAGAUUGUGAACUUGUUUGCGUAUGGAAGUAUGUAUAUUAUGUUGUUCUUGAUCAGCGCAUUUAUAAAGAUGUAUUAGUUAGAUAAAUAAUAAUAUUGUGUUAAA